Naegleria lovaniensis is the source of this 2046-nucleotide messenger RNA. RefSeq lists its product as uncharacterized. The coding region runs from base 1 to 2046 and encodes 681 amino acids. The transcript has a single exon. The record is from RefSeq and is a predicted model, not a curated record. NCBI's taxonomy places the organism in Eukaryota, Heterolobosea, Eutetramitea, Acrasida, Naegleriidae. Gene Ontology annotation, molecular function: glutamate-cysteine ligase activity. Gene Ontology annotation, biological process: glutathione biosynthetic process.
AUGGGACUUUUAAAAGCAGGAACUCCUCUCAAAUGGACCGAUGCGUUAUCACUCAUUGAUUAUGUAAAGGAACACGGAAUUAAACAAUUCAUCAUAAUUUACAACAAGGUAAAAGAUAGAACAGACAAGGAAUUGAAAUGGGGUGAUGAAAUUGAAUAUCUCUUGUUGGAAAAAGAUGCCGAGAACAAGAGAAUUUUCCUUUCUCUCCAUGCCAAACAAGUAUUGGAUGUACUCAUGAAAGAAGAAGAUGACUACAAUCAUCAAUUAUUACCAAAUGCUCCUUUAGCUAGUUGGAAGCCAGAGUAUGGCAGAUUUAUGCUUGAAGGAACUCCCUUCUUUCCAUAUGAAGGAUGCAUUUCGUGCUACUUGAAAUGCGAGGAAUCAAUGAAGAAAAGAAGAAUGAUUGCUCAAUCAACUGUUCCUAAAAUUUUGGAACAUAUCAAAUCUCCAAAAGUUACAAACUCUGUUGUUACCAUGUCUUUGUAUCCAUUAUUGGGAGCAACAAGGAAAAUUUUGAUGAAUGACAUGAAUACUAGCCCAUAUUCCCACAUUGCAGAUAUUUUACCAUUGUCACAAAACGAAGAAAAUGAGUUGUUGACAUUCAAUGGCCCAAUUGCAAGAUCUCCCUACAUACCUGAUAUUAUUACCAAUGAGCAUCCAAGAUUUGGAACUCUCACUAGAAAUAUUAGACUCAGAAGAGGAAAAAACGUGAACAUUCUCGUUCCAUUAUUUAUUGAUGAACACACUGAUGUUAAUAUUGGUAAAAGAGUUCACCAUUUAGACGAAGACUCAAGUUACUAUCCAAACAUUGAUGAAUUAAUCAAGCAAAAAAAGGAACAAAUGAUGAUUUCAUCUUCUGCUACUAGAUUGGUUACAGAGUUUGAGCAUUUCAUCCACAUGGAUGCAAUGGCUUUUGGAAUGGGCUGCUGUUGCAUGCAAAGUACAUUGUUGGCACGAGACAUUCAUGAAGCAAGAAACCUCUACGACCAGUUGGCUGUUUUAUGUCCAAUCAUGUUAGCUCUCACAGCUGCAACACCUUUAGCACGUGGCCUUUUGGCAGAAACAGAUGUCCGAUGGAAUAUAGUAAGUGCAAGCGUAGAUGAUAGAAGAGAUGAUGAAACCAAGCAUAUCACAAAGAGCAGAUAUGAUUCCAUUAGCUUGUACAUUGGAGAAAAUGCACAAGCAAAACAAUUUAGCGAUCUUAACAUUGAAGUGGAUGAAAAGUCUUACAACACUCUCCGUGAAAGUAACAUUGAUGAGCAGCUAGCAAGACAUAUUGCUCAUUACUUUAUUCGUGACCCUCUCGUCAUAUUCACAGAUUGCAAGGAAAUUGACGAUAACAGCGAAAGCGUUCACUUUGAAAACUUACAAUCUACAAACUGGCAAACCGUUAGAUUUAAGCCACCACCAGGACCAAACUCCUCCAUUGGUUGGAGAGUUGAAUUCAGAGUGAUGGAAGUUCAACUUACAGAUUUUGAAAAUGCUGCAUUCACUGUUUUCAUUGUUCUAUUGACAAGAGCAAUUUUAUCUUUCAAGCUUAAUAUGUUAAUGCCUUUAUCCGAGGUGGAUCUCAACAUGAAAAAAGCUCAUCUUAGAGAUGCAGUGCUUAACCAAAAGUUUAAGUUCAGAGUGUGUUUAGAUUCUGAUCCUAAUAUUAACAUGAGUGAGAAUGAUUUGAAGAAAUGCACCAGAGAGUUGAGCGUUGAUGAAAUUAUGAACGGUGUGAACGAAGAGGACAAGAAAUUUGUUGGGCUCAUUCCUCUCGUAAGAAAAUAUCUCGAUCAAAUGCAUUGUGAAGUGAAAGAUAGAAUUUCUCUUGAGAGAUACCUAAGCUUGGUGAGUUUAAGAGCAAGCGGAAAACUUCAAACCAAUGCUGCAUUUAUCAGAGAAUUUGUUAGAUCUCACCCUCAGUACAGAAAGGAUAGUGUAGUUAGAGAAGAAAUUGUCUACGACUUGAUUGACACAGUUGAGAAGAUUGGCCUGAUGGAAUACACUCCAGAGAAAUUAUUGGGAGGACUUCAUCUUGACGAUGCCAAACAAAUGUAA